AUGAACCUAUCGGUGACGAUGAUGAAGCGAACUUUGCCAUGUUCAGCAUCGCUUUGGCAAGCUCCGACAGCCGAAGACUGGGAAGUUCAGAUGAGCACAGACAAGCACUUGCGACAACAUCAUAGACAUGGUCUUCAUUCUCUUAUGGAGCAUCUGCUUACUGCACAGGACAGUGAGUUCAAGCGAGGUAAUUGGUAUCGCUUUGAGGCAGCCAACGCGCUGUCUUCCUACAUCUUAAUCCAUGGGCUCAUUGCUGCUAUCGCCGAGGACAAGUACCGUGUAGUCGAGUCUACAGCAUCAAGUGCAACGAGAACUUUGAAGAAGCUCGAUUUCUCAAAUGGCUUACGGCUAUGGCGUCACAGCUUUGAGUGCAUCCCAGCUUCACAGCGCAACUCACCACUGGUCCGCAACGCAAAGCUCAUGUAUCACUUCGCCGCAGUCUUGAUUGCGAAUACCAUUUCUGAUCCCCAGAUGGCUGCCGGCACUGCAUUGUCGUUUGGACGCGUGGUGACAGCACAGCGCAGUCAAGAAGCGUACAACCGACUCAUCUCGACGGAUAGACUGGAUCAGGAGUCCUACCUUCACGGUUUGGCAAUCGUGCAACUGGGCUUGCAGUCUCACGAAGAGCCCUUUGAUGGUGAUGCAAACAAUAUGGAAGCCGAGGAUGGUGACUCGACAACAACAAUUUCAGUUCCCGUUUGGCAAGCUUACAGUGCAUUCCUUGGCGUUCUUAUAGUGUGGGCUAGGGUCAUCCAUCUCGGGAGGAUCCCAGAACCAAAUGGCGAGGAAUGGGCCACUUUCCGAGUAGCCAAAUGCCCAUAG
Molecule: messenger RNA, 822 nt
Organism: Penicillium lagena
Lineage: Eukaryota; Fungi; Ascomycota; Eurotiomycetes; Eurotiales; Aspergillaceae
Exons: 2
Coding region: 1-822 (273 amino acids)
Source: RefSeq, a predicted model, not a curated record